AUGCGGUUUGAGCAAAAAUUUGCAAUUACCGAAUUGCAACCACCCCUACUAGGCAGGAUCUGCCCUUGGGCUUGCCCGGGCUGGAUUGGUAGCGCUGGAGGUCCAAACUUGGCGUGGGGGGCCUGUUGCCCUGGCAGGCCUCCUGCGCUGGACAUGCUCUUACAAGCCCCAUCUACAAUAUUCAUUUCAACAAGUCUUUAUCAGGAGGUUUUAUCACCGCAUCCUAUUUGA
Molecule: messenger RNA, 231 nt
Organism: Prunus armeniaca (apricot)
Lineage: Eukaryota; Viridiplantae; Streptophyta; Magnoliopsida; Rosales; Rosaceae
Source: the annotation of a GenBank genome assembly